Molecule: messenger RNA, 330 nt
Organism: Nezara viridula (southern green stink bug)
Lineage: Eukaryota; Metazoa; Arthropoda; Insecta; Hemiptera; Pentatomidae
Source: the annotation of a GenBank genome assembly
AUGCCUCUAUACUCUCCGACCAAGCUGCAGUUUCACUUAUCGAAAAUGGCUAAAGCUGAUAUCGAUGUGUAUGUGCGAUGUGCAUGUAAGAGAGCUGAUUGUCCAGGGCUAUGGUACGUUGAAGGGGGGCGAUGGAGGGGAAGUGAGUGCUACAAGGAGAAGAUGAAUUCCUGCUUCCCGCCGUUGGCUGCCCUCAGCCUCCAUGGGCUUCCGCAGCCCAAGCCCGAGAAGAUAGAAGUCCUUCAAGACCUGGAUCUCUACUACAUCAAGCAGAUAGCCCACAGUCUCAAGACAGAACCUAAGGAAAACUUCAAAACGUCAGACUUCUGA